Mya arenaria is the source of this 1465-nucleotide messenger RNA. RefSeq names its product biliverdin reductase A-like. Gene Ontology annotation, molecular function: nucleotide binding. NCBI's taxonomy places the organism in Eukaryota, Metazoa, Mollusca, Bivalvia, Myida, Myidae. The coding region runs from base 72 to 1013 and encodes 313 amino acids. The record is from RefSeq and is a predicted model, not a curated record. The transcript has 8 exons.
GUAUCUGAGAAAACACCUGCCACACCUUGUCGAUAAACCGAAGACACUUUCACUGCUCAAAAGGACAAGCUAUGCCAAGUGACGAUGUUUUAGGCGUGGUGGUUAUCGGGGUGGGGAUCGCGGGAAGGGUUCGGAUCCGAGACCUUGGAGACACCGCAUUCCCGGAGCGAAAAUGGAACCUCAUUGGAUAUGUGUCCAGACGGACGUUGGAGAUAGCAGAUGCACACCAAAUCACGGAAGAGGAGGCCCUUACGAGGCCGGAUGUUGACGUCAUCGUUUUGUGCACGGAACCUCACGCCCACGAAAGUGUUAUAAGACGGGCCUUGGAGCACGGGAAGCACGUGCUAGUGGAGUUUCCGGUCGCUACGUCUGCCCGCGUCACCGAGGAGCUGUACACCCUUGCCGAACAAAAAGGCUUGAUUCUGCAUGAGGAGAACAUCGCCCUGUUGACGCCCUCCUUCCGGUUCCUGAACGAACGUCUGCAGGCCAUCGAGCUUCCUAUCACGUCCGCCGAGAUCCAUUUUACUGGAAGCUAUAAUGGUUGGACAGAGGAUUUUGAGAAGUCUGGAGGCCCCUUUUGUGCGAAUGUCAGCCUGUUACAAACCAUAUACGUGUUGCUAGGCAACUGCAGUCUCACAGCAACCGGAGGUCAACUUCAGGUCAACGAUGAUGGUUUCCUAGCAACGGCGAAACUCUCAUGCGAGAAGUGCAAAGACAUAACGAUCACAAUCAAGCGAACUCGCGAGAAGUCGGCUAGGAGCAAGGAGAUAAAGUUCGUUAUUGCGGAUGGGACCGUUGUCAAGGAUACACCCGAUAAGCCCCCACCCACACCGCCUUCUUCUCAAGCUCCUAGAAAACCAGGUUUGUUUAUGGAGGAUUGGCUAAAGUUCGUUGCGGCCGUGCGGGAAACUGGUGACCAUGCUGCCGGGGCCGCCCGUACGCGCCACUGCAUCAGGGUCGCCGACGCUCUACACGCCUUCAUGGGACUCCGCGGGGACGAGGCGCCUUCAUGACCAUCUGUGAGCGGCGGAAGGUCUGCGCGUACCGUCCAGACGAUAUUGACAGACACUAUGUGAGGAAAGGCGUCUUUGGUGUUGAAAUGUGUUAAUUUCGUCUUUUAUGGGGGUUUUUAUCAGCAUUUAAAACUCCUGAAUGUAUCAAAAAAGUAUCAGUAUGAAACUAUUAUGAAACAUAUACAGUACUUAACUAUUUCAUAUCAGCCCCGGAAAACUUUAAUGUUUAGUGUCUUAAAUUUGAUAAUAUAUGUAUUUAUUCAUUUAAUAUUUGAACGAUUUAACAAUCGGAUACCUGAUUCAUUUUGUUAAACAGCCGUUCGGUCGAUUUUCUCUUUCUCCUGAUAUUUGUACAAUUGAACUAUUUUUUACUACUUAAUAACAUCGUUCCGCUCUAAAACCAGAGGAGGUGUAACUCAAGGUGCUUAUGAUGAAAUAAACAUGAUUUUAUU